CUUCACCAUGAUGACUUCUCAGGUCCUCCUGGGGGUGUCCCUCUUUGCCUGGCUGAUUCUGGAUGUUCAUGGCUUGUCUGUGAAAGGUUUGCAAUCCCAACACCAGAGCAGCAGUGGCACCAGUGCAGGGGGGAAUGUUGCUUCUCGCGGAGCAGGUUCUGGCUCCAGUGAUCCUGCAGGUGUCUUCAUGCAACAGCCCCAGUCUGCGCAGCCUGUGUUUGUCGGUGUGAGAGCUAUGCCUGCUGCUGGAUAUGCUACAGGUUCUGUUCCAGCAGGAUACUAUAGUGGUGCUUCCUACAUACCAGGUUCUGCUGCUGGCUCUCCACAGGCUGCAGCUGGUCAGUCGUCCCUCCCAGAAGCAAAGUGGACAAUCGCUCCUCAAGCACCAAGUGCACAACCUCAGGGUUCCAGUGCCAUUCUCCCACCUCCAAUGACCCUUCAAUCUGGAGAAACCUCCAAUGUCGUGAAGGAAGCUGAACCUGGGAACUACCAGCAGCAGACGGAGGAGUUUGGUUAUCCAGCUGGUCGUAUGGGGCCUGGCCAAAGUCUUCCACUUGUCGUAACACAAAGUCUUGGUGGCUUGUGGGGCUACUCUUCUCCCUACCCCCAUCAAUGCCCUUUUCCCUACCCUUACUUUGACUACAGGCUCCUCUAUGGUCUGUACCCUCCUGGCACCUACACUACCUUAAGCAGAAACCAUGAGAAGAGCAAAAACUACUACAGACCAGGCACUAGCAGAAAGAACAUGGCUCUGAUGCUCCACAAAUGGCCCAGAACCCUGGAACUGGCCAGCAGAAGGUCUAACCAGAUGAGGACGUGAUUCUGAAACUGAUGACUGGUCCAGGCAGAUGACUUGAAUUAUUCAAUAAAGUCUUCAAAACUAAA
Xiphophorus maculatus (southern platyfish) is the source of this 885-nucleotide messenger RNA. RefSeq lists its product as uncharacterized. The transcript has 5 exons. The record is from RefSeq and is a predicted model, not a curated record. The coding region runs from base 8 to 820 and encodes 270 amino acids. NCBI's taxonomy places the organism in Eukaryota, Metazoa, Chordata, Actinopteri, Cyprinodontiformes, Poeciliidae.